GCUACAACCAUAUCCCAGUCUUUUUAAUUUGUUAGCAGUAUCUACACGUACGUUAGAUUUCAUAAGACAUGUGAUGUGGAAUACAGAAGAGAAAAUGGUUUAAAGAUGUCCAAUCAAUGAAAUUUUGCCUUUCCAAUUUAGAGAGGAAAAUAACAUAAAUGGUGAAUGAUCUAACUACAGUAUAACCCUAUGAGAACCAUGUCCUGUGAUGCAUCAGCAUCCCUGUCUGAUAACACCAGGUGUUCAACCCAGAAAGUGUGACCUUACCUUCACUUGGCAACACAAGGUCAAACCAAAGUGGGAAAUCCCAGAGGGCGCCUGCAUUGCGGCUCCACUCCCGAGUUCGCGAAAGAGCUGAGCCAAACAAAACAGAGCCCAGCGUUACCCUUGCCCUCUAUGUGUUUGCCAGCAUGUUUCGUUUAACUCGGUGCCGUUCAAAGUCAUAUCCCUCUCUUCUGUGCAUUACAGAAAGGAUCCCGUCAUGAUGUGUCAAGAAUAACAGCAUAAAAAUCAUACUGCAUAUGUAAUUCAACAUCAACAAUAUUCUAGGCCAGAUAUGUGAAUUUUAAAUGUUACAAAAAAAAAAGAAACGACAUCAUAUGCCACAAGUAAUGUUUGGAUAUUGUUUCAUGGUUAUAUUUAUUUUAUUUAACAGUUUUUAUUCUUCUUUGCAAUGGAUCGACACCUGGUGUUAGGUGCAAGCUAACUAACCCUGCACUCAAUGUCUCUAGUGUAGGAUCCAGACCUCCAUGACCCCUGACUUGGACGAGUAUGAAUGUUUGAUAGGUCUAACAUGAAUAAUUUGUGGCCCUGAUACUUACGAGUCCUACGCGGGAAGAACAGGAAACACCAUCACUGGGGCAGUAAUCACUUCCAUGGUUUUUAACACUGUUCAUUUUAUGUGAUGGGCCAUCUUUCAUUAUUGACAUACAAUUUUCUGGUGAUUUUGAGGGCAUUAUUUAGGGAUGUAUCCUCUUUACAUUUGGCUCCGCACUCUUAUUGUUAGAUUUUAGCAGAAUGUUACAGUGCUACAUGUCCAGUACAAUUUACUCAUUUGACUUUGAUUCCAUUAAAUUGAGGAGGCAGCUGCCCUUAGAAGUGACUCGGGGGACUCGGAGGCAAACAAUUCCCUCUUUCAAGUGAAUCACAAUCUGGGAUGUACUCCAGAGGUCCUGGAACGAACAAAUGAGAAGAUACUUCGGGAAGCACGAUCUGAUGAACCGAAGAGAAAUCAGGAAUGAAAUAACUGAAAUAUCAGGAUACAAGAAUGUGUGUUCUUUAAAGAUGGGAGGACUGAAAGGAAGCCCAGUUGUGUUUCUGCAGUAACGAGGAAAGGUGGCUUCGAACAAUGGGAGCUGGUUGCUCUUCUGGAGUUUGUCCAUCAAGGAAGUCAGAUAAACUGAAAAACAGCAAGAUCAUAUUUGUUGUGGGUGGACCUGGCUCUGGAAAGGGGACCCAGUGUGAAAAGAUUGUAGAGAGAUAUGGCUUCACUCACCUGUCAUCUGGAGACCUUCUUCGUGCUGAGGUCAGCUCGGGGUCGGAGAGGGGCAAGCAGCUGGCUGCUAUCAUGGAGAAGGGAGAGCUGGUUCCCCUGGACACAAUCUUGAAUAUGAUAAAGGAAGCCAUGAUUGCCAAAGCCAGCACGUCCAAGGGCUUCCUGAUUGACGGCUAUCCCCGUGAGGUCAGGCAGGGCGAGGAGUUUGAGAAGAAGAUUGGAGCCCCCUGCUUGCUUCUGUACAUCGACGCCAAGGCAGAAACCAUGUUGAUGAGGCUGAUAAAGCGUGGCGAGACCAGUGGCCGCUCGGAUGACACGGCACAGACCAUAAAGAACCGUUUGGAGCUGUACUAUAAAGCAACGGAGCCUGUGAUCGCCUAUUACCAAGGCCGUGGAAUUGUCCGGAAGAUUAAUGCCGAAGGUUCUGUGGAUGAAGUCUUUAGCCAAGUAGCCAAUGCUAUCGAGUCCUUGCAGUGAAUGCAUCGUGAGCGGAACAGCUGCUUUUUUCCUGGCUUCUUCUGGCCCAGUAUGCCUCUAUCAGUUCACCGUUCUCUGUUAUUAAAUGCCAUUUUUUAAAAGUAACCAAAAAGUGGUCUGUCAUUUCAGCUGUUUCCAUUGUGCCUGUGACCAAAAAUGUCAGAAAAUGUUGGACUGGCCUCGGGUUUCCACGCGAACACAAUCGCCGCCCUGUCCCUUAUGG
Molecule: messenger RNA, 2195 nt
Organism: Scleropages formosus (Asian bonytongue)
Lineage: Eukaryota; Metazoa; Chordata; Actinopteri; Osteoglossiformes; Osteoglossidae
Product: adenylate kinase isoenzyme 1-like
Exons: 7
Coding region: 1349-1972 (207 amino acids)
Biological process (GO): nucleoside triphosphate biosynthetic process; ATP metabolic process
Cellular component (GO): cytoplasm
Molecular function (GO): AMP kinase activity; ATP binding; nucleoside diphosphate kinase activity
Source: RefSeq, a predicted model, not a curated record